Molecule: messenger RNA, 1713 nt
Organism: Torulaspora delbrueckii
Lineage: Eukaryota; Fungi; Ascomycota; Saccharomycetes; Saccharomycetales; Saccharomycetaceae
Gene: PRP40
Product: snoRNA-splicing protein PRP40
Exons: 1
Coding region: 1-1713 (570 amino acids)
Biological process (GO): mRNA cis splicing, via spliceosome
Cellular component (GO): U2-type prespliceosome; U1 snRNP
Molecular function (GO): RNA binding; protein binding
Source: RefSeq, a predicted model, not a curated record
AUGAGUGGGGACAGUGAGUGGAAAGAGGCUCUCGAUGACAAGGGGAGGACAUAUUACUAUAAUGCCAAGAACGGAGAGUCAAGAUGGGAAAAACCACAGGAACUGUUCACUGAGGAAGAACUGGUACUGUUGAAGCAUGGCUGGAAGAGCUCUCGAACCGCAGAGGGCAAGAUUUACUACUAUAAUUCAAUCACAAAAGAGUCUCGAUGGGAAAAGCCAAUAUUUACGGAGCCAGAGGAAGAGAAACAGGAACAAGAGCCUAUUUUGGUUGACAGUUCAGCUGCGAGCGAGGAUAGUCAAUAUGACAAUACUUCGAAAAUUCUGAAUCCUCCUAAGAGAUCAAAGGACGAAGCAGAAUUGGAGUUCUUAGAAAUGCUUAGAGAUAAUCAGGUGGAUUCGACUUGGUCGUUCGGUAAGAUCAUAUCGCAACUGGGGUCUACAGAUCCCCGUUAUUGGAUGGUCGAUGAUGAUCCACUGUGGAAACGGCAGAUUUUUGAGAAGUACCUCUCGAACCGAACCGAGGAACAGUUGCUGAAGGAGCAUACAGAGACUAGUAAGUUCAAAGACGCAUUUUGGGAAAUGCUAAGAGGUAAACCUCAGAUUCUUUACUACACUAGAUGGCCCACUGCGAAACGACUGAUUGCGAACGAACCCAUAUACAAGCAUUCAGUUGUUAAGGAAAGUGUAAAGAAGCGGACUUUCAUUGAAUAUGUUGACAUGUUGGCCGAGAAACGACAGGAUGAGCAAGUGCAGUUAAAAGAGCAAGCGCUUCGAGAACUGGAGGAGUAUUUGAGAGGUAUAGUGCUGGCAGAAACUCAGCAGAAUGAUACUCAGUUGCCAGUCGUCAGUUGGCAAGAUUUACUAGCUAGUUAUCUUUUCGAGAAGAACAAAAGAUAUAUCGCGAACAAGCAUUUUGAGAUUUUAACUCACGAAGACGUAUUGAAAGUGUAUCUGAAGAUAGUAGUGACUAUUGAAGACUCGAUGAAAGACAAACUUCACGAUUUGCAAGAGAAAAAUUACACAAAGGACCGAAUCGCCCGUGAUAGAUUCAAAGAAUUGCUGCGAUCACCUGAGAUCCGUUUACGAGCUAAUUCAAGAUGGCAAGAUGUGUACCCUAUUAUUAAAAACGAACCGCGGUUUCUCAAUAUGUUGGGAACUGGUGGCUCGUCUGCGCUGGACUUAUUCUUAGAUGUCGUGGAGGAAAAAUCCAUCAACAUGAGUGCCCACAGAUCCAUCGCUCAGACACUGCUUAUAGACAAAGGAUAUCAAUGGCAAGAUGAUGACGAAUCCAACGGAGCUUCAAUCAAGAAACUUUUGGUUGAAGACGCAACUUUCAAGAGCAUGGAUAAUGAAGAUAUCGAUUUGAUCAUCGAGCUCUUGAUCAACUUAAGAAAGGAGAAACAAAGAGAACAACAAGAAGUAGAAAAUAGAGUAUUGCAACAAAAGAAGCAUUUUUUCAAACUGAUGUUGCACAGGUUCUACAAAGGUGCCAAGCUGAGACCUGACUCAUGGGAAGAAGCCCGUGAAGAUUUGGAAGAUACUGUUGAAUUCAAAGAACUUGGUGAAAAUGAAGAAGAUGAUAAAGUUAAGCAAUCGAUAUUUGAAGAGUUCAGAAAUAGCACUCCAAGAGAUGCCGUCCGGACGGCUGCGGGGCAGGCUCCGCAAUCAAGUAGAAAGAGACCACUUAGCCCUGCGGUUCAAUUAGACUACUGA